Molecule: messenger RNA, 1355 nt
Organism: Aspergillus fijiensis CBS 313.89
Lineage: Eukaryota; Fungi; Ascomycota; Eurotiomycetes; Eurotiales; Aspergillaceae
Gene: trm8
Product: tRNA (guanine46-N7)-methyltransferase
Exons: 3
Coding region: 152-1249 (365 amino acids)
Biological process (GO): tRNA methylation; RNA (guanine-N7)-methylation
Cellular component (GO): tRNA methyltransferase complex
Molecular function (GO): tRNA (guanine(46)-N7)-methyltransferase activity
Source: RefSeq, a predicted model, not a curated record
AUUUUCCGCCUUCGCCCCCGGCCGUCACCACCUUCCAUUUCCCUCCCCCGCUGCACCGAUUUACAAUUGGGUUGUUUUGGGGUGUAUCUUCCCCACCUUUUCGCAUUGGAGUGACAUGUUAUCGAGUCAACGCUGCAAGACCACAAUCACAAUGACUCCUCCACCUGCCAAACGCCAGAAGCGCGAUGAGUAUCGCAAGCAGGCAGCCGCUACGAACCCCGACGGCGGCAGCAGCACCACCACCACCAACGAGACCAGCCUCCCCGCCCGGGUCAAGCUGCCCAAGAAGAAGUUCUACCGUCAGCGGGCGCAUGCGAACCCGUUCUCGGAUCAUCAGUUGCAAUAUCCCUUCAGCCCGGCGCAUAUGGACUGGGCCUCGCACUUCCCUGCCUACGUCAACCCGGACCCAUCGCAGACGAACCUCAUCGGCACCCGCCAGCUGCUGAAGGAUGUGGAGAUCGUGGAUAUCGGGUGUGGAUUCGGUGGGCUGCUCGUCGGUCUUGCGCCGUUACUGCCGGAGACAUUGAUGGUUGGAAUGGAAAUCCGCGUCUCCGUCCUCGACUACCUGUCCACCCGGAUCCAAGCCCUCCGCGCCCAGCAGCAGCAACUCCAGUCGACCCAAGCCUCCAUCUCCACUUCCACCACCACCACCACCACCACCACUCAAGCCACAGCAGACGCAGCCCCCGAAGCGCCCACCACCGAAUCCACCGCCAUGGAAGCCGAACCGACCUCCACUGAAACCCCCUCCACCACCGACGAAACCACCGAAGCCACCACCCUCGUCCCCGGCGGCUACCAGAACAUCACGGCAAUCCGCAGCAACACGAUGAAGUUCUUCCCCAAUUUCUUCGCCAAGCACCAGCUGUCCAAGAUCUUCAUCUGCUUCCCGGACCCGCACUUCAAGGCCCGCAAGCACAAGGCCCGCAUCGUCUCGGAGACGCUGAACGCCGAGUACGCCUACGCCCUGCGGCCCGGCGGCCUGCUCUACACCAUCACUGACGUCGAGGAGUACCACCACUGGGUGCUGCGGCAUUUCCGCGAGGGCGAGGACGCCGAGGCCGUCGAUGGCGCUGUCGGCACGGUCAAGGAGCUGUUCGAGCGCCUGACGGACGAGGAGCUGGCGCAGGACCCCUGCGUGCGCGUCAUGAGCGAGGAGACGGAGGAGUCGAAGAAGGUCACGCGCAACAAGGGCAAUAAGUAUGUCGCCGUGUUCCGGAGGAAGGAGGACCCCGCUUGGCCGGCUUAGGGCUUAACGAGCAUCGUUUUGUCCUGGGAGUAUGAUUUCUCUGGAAGAGGGAGGACGGGUUUAGCAAAAAAGUUAUAUAGACGAAUUGUAUAUGCUUGCGAACUGG